UUUGGGACAUACGGCAGUGUGGCAGGGACCUGAGCGGUGGGGGGACAUUUUAGCUUCUUGCGACAGUGCUGAUAUGGAUGUGGGCGAAUUGCUGAACUAUCAGCCUGACAGGGGUGCAAAACGUCCUCGUGGUGUUGAUGAUGAUGAUGAAGAUUUAAAAGUGUUGCAUAAAUAUGGAUCAGCCAGAAGAAACUACUAUGAAGAGAGUGGAGUCACAGUUAAUGAAGAUGAGGAAGAAGCAGGCAAGAAGAAAAUCCUUGAGUUAAUGGAAAAUGAUGAGGCAGAGCCUUUGGACGAAAGCUCAGUGAAGAAGAUGAUCUUAACAUUUGAAAAGAGGGCCUACAAAAAUCAGGAACUGCGCAUCAAAUUCCCAGAAAACCCAGAGAAAUUCAUGGAAUCAGAGUUGGAUUUAAACGAUAUUAUACAAGAGAUGCAUGUGAUUGCCACCAUGCCUGAUUUGUAUCACCUGCUUGUGGAACUGAAUGCUGUACAAUCCCUGAUUGGUCUACUUGGUCAUGAAAAUACUGAUGUGUCCAUUGCCGUGGUAGAUCUGUUGCAAGAGCUGACAGAUAUAGACACACUGCAUGAGAGUGAAGAAGGAGCAGAGGUUCUUAUAGAUGCUUUAUUGGAAGGACAAGUGGUAGCACUACUUGUCCAGAACCUGGAACGAUUAGAUGAGUCCGUGAAAGAGGAGGCAGAUGGUGUUCAUAACACAUUAGCUAUUAUUGAGAACUUAGCCGAAUUUCGUCCUGAAAUGUGCACUGAAGCAGCUCAGCAAGGCCUUUUGCAGUGGAUGCUGAAGCGAAUAAAGGCCAAGAUACCUUUUGAUGCUAACAAGCUUUACUGUAGUGAAAUUCUCGCCAUUUUACUCCAGAAUAAUGACGUCAAUAGGGAAUUACUUGGUGACCAGGAAGGGAUCGACGUGUUGCUGCAGCAGCUGUCGUUAUUCAAACGUCAUAACCCCAGCACAAAUGAGGAGCUUGAGAUGAUGGAGAACUUGUUUGAUAGCCUUUGCUCAUGUCUGAUGUUGAGCUCCAACAGAGAUCGAUUUCUGAAGGGGGAGGGACUACAACUCAUGAAUCUAAUGCUCAGAGAAAAGAAAAUGUCACGUGCCAGUGCUCUAAAGGUGUUGGAUCAUGCUGUGAUUGGUCCUGAAGGAUCUGACAACUGUCACAAGUUUGUUGACAUUCUUGGACUUAGGACAAUAUUCCCCCUUUUCAUGAAAACACCAAAGAAAAUGAAGAAGGCUGGAAUGACAGAAAAGGAACAUGAAGAGCAUGUUUGUUCAAUUCUGUCUUCCAUGCUGAGAAAUCUGAAGGGUCAACAACGAACACGUCUACUUAACAAAUUCACUGAAAAUGAUUGUGAAAAGGUUGAUCGACUAAUGGAGUUGCAUUUUAAAUACCUGGAAGCUGUGCAGGUGGCUGACAAGAAGAUUGAAGGAGAAAAACAUGAUAUGGUCCGUCAAGGGGAAAUAAUUGAUGAUGAUAUGGAAGAUGAAUUUUAUCUGAGGCGAUUGGAUGCUGGCCUCUUUGUCCUUCAGCUGGUUUGCUACAUUAUGGUAGAGAGCUGCAAUGCUAAUAUACCUCAGAUAAGACAGCGCGUACACCAGAUCCUGAAUAUGCGAGGGGGUUCAACCAAAGUGGUUAGACAUAUAAUGAGAGAAUAUGCAGAAAAUAUUGGCGAUGGGAAGAAUGACGAGUUUAAAGAAAGUGAACAGAAAAGAAUCUUGGCUCUACUUGAAAAUUUCUAAGAACACAGUAUCAUUAGUCUGUAAAUGUUGGAUAAGUCUUCAGAAAUACAAUAGCGAACUUGCAGCCUAAGGUGGGCCUACAAAAUCUUCACUGAAUUUUAUUGGACUGGGCACACGACAGUGAAGUUGAUUUUAAUAUACUGUGCAACGUGUUUGAAGAAUGUGCUACCUUCACAGUAAAAGAAAACUGCUGAGCACCACAACAUUCAAUGAACGAAAACUUUCCACUCCUACUUUUACAAAUCUUUACAAGAUCUUUACAAAUUCUAUUCAGAAAGUCUGUUUUAAUGAUUUCCUGUCAAACCAAACUCAUUUUUUCUUAGCAUUAAUAUUGCAUAAUGUGUAACAUGACACGUAAUCUGCAGAAACAAAGUAAUUGAUAUUUUGUACUCACUGUUUGACUAAAGUGUCUGAUAUACAUUUUUCUGAAGAAAAUGGAUUUGUUUUGAUGUAAAUAUACCUGUUGCAAACUGUCCACCUUGAAUAUAUAUAAAAUUGAACCAUAUUCUGAAGACAACAGUUCCAUUUGGUGUUUCAGUAAAAUACGUAUGUGAGUGCAAAUGUUGCUUUCCAUCUUGUAGAUCAGUUGUACUUCUUAUAAAACCAUUUUGUUUCUGUUUUUUUUUGCCUGUCAUCAGAAAUGGAGGUGUGUAUGUUUUAACAUUUGGUUUGAAUGACAUUUCCAUAAAAUUUGGCAUUUCCUGACCAGAAAAAGAAAUAGAUAUUUGCACCAGUCAGCAGUUGAAAAGAGAAAAAUUCCAGGAUCUUCACCCAAAAACUUUUAGCUUUUUUUUGGCUUGUUUGCAAAUACUGAUUAGCUCAGAGAUAAGUCUUUGAUUUUCAUUUUUUUAAAUUUCGUUAUUCGCAUUGUUUAUCUCCAGCAACAUCUGUAAUGAUUUAUAAAAUUCAGUCGCUGAAUAGCUAACUUCAAUGGACACCAGUAGAAAGAUACAAGUUGACGUUGUUUCUUUAACAGUGACUAAGGUGCAGAGAAAAACAGAAAAUUGGUCUACACAAAGAAAAAUAGUUGUUCAUUUUUAAAUUACGGUGUUGUUUAUUUCCUUGCUGGACGAAUGCAGGUUUCUACAUUAACUACAGACUAAAUCCUCCUCUACCUGUUUGAUGUAUUGCUUACAGUAAGUUUUGAGUAAUUGUUGACCUUAAAGGGACCUUAGAGGCAACCUAAUUGUGAUAAAUGCUGAAAUGCAUUUCAUUGCUGUUUAAUUAACGGUAAAACUUCCUUUAAACCAAAAGCUUGUAGAACUGCAUUUGUACAAAUAAAAGAAUUUGAAACUCUA
Stegostoma tigrinum is the source of this 3051-nucleotide messenger RNA. It is a transcript of the gene ctnnbl1, whose product is annotated as catenin, beta like 1. NCBI's taxonomy places the organism in Eukaryota, Metazoa, Chordata, Chondrichthyes, Orectolobiformes, Stegostomatidae. Gene Ontology annotation, cellular component: spliceosomal complex. The record is from RefSeq and is a predicted model, not a curated record. The transcript has 16 exons. Bases 74 to 1753 code for a protein of 559 amino acids.